Messenger RNA from Cheilinus undulatus (humphead wrasse), 2884 nucleotides. It is a transcript of the gene slc43a3b, whose product is annotated as solute carrier family 43 member 3b. Gene Ontology annotation, biological process: transmembrane transport. NCBI's taxonomy places the organism in Eukaryota, Metazoa, Chordata, Actinopteri, Labriformes, Labridae. The record is from RefSeq and is a predicted model, not a curated record. Gene Ontology annotation, molecular function: transmembrane transporter activity. Bases 231 to 1688 code for a protein of 485 amino acids. The transcript has 13 exons.
GACAGAAGCGGCAUCAACAUGAGCGUCCUCCCCGCCCGGAACUCACCUCUGGAGGGAAGUUCACCGUGUGGAUGGUAUGGACCAUGGAGGAACUGUGGGAAGGCAUAGCAUCACGUGCUGCAUCAGCAGAAGCCUCCUGUGUGCUUGUGCUUGUACGUCCAUGCAGGUAAAAGUGAUUGUGAAGUGUUCAGCAGCUGUCUGACUGUGCGUGCUCAGGUGUGAGGGUGACCAUGGCAGGUCUGGGGAACAGCAUGGUGGUGAAACGUGGGCUGACCUUUGCCACGGGCCUCCUGGAGUGUCUAUGUUUCGCCGGAGCGGUGUUUGGUUGGGCUUCGCUCGUGUUUGUCCUGAAGACAGAGGACUACUUCAGCUACUUGUGUGUCAACACCACAGGAGUCAAUGGAACAAAGGUCCUAGACUGCAGUGAACAGGAUGAACAAUUCUCACUGGUUUUCACCAUCGCCUCUUUUAUGAACAACUUCCUGACACUGCCCAAUGGCUUCCUUUUUGACCGCUUUGGUACCACAGUUGCCCGUCUUUUAGGAAUCUUUCUUUACACCAUGGGUACCAUGAUGGUUGCCUUCUCAGCUCCAGCUUUGUCCAACCUGCUCUUCCCGGCUCUCUCCCUCCUGGCAGUGGGCGGCAUGUUGUUUCUAAUCACCAACAUGCAGGUUGGAAACCUGUUUGGCUCACACCGCUCCACCAUCAUCACUCUCUACAACGGGGCCUUUGACUCCUCCUCAGCUCUCUUUCUCGUCAUAAAGUUGUUACAUGAAGCUGGCAUCUCUCUGCAAGCUUCCUUCCUCUUUCUGUCUGCCUGUGGCGUCAUUCACCUGCUCAGGACUUUCUUCCUGCUGCCAAGGAAGUCCAUUCCCUACCCGCUGCCUGAUCACUACACAUAUGGAAUAACUUGUGGGAAAUCAAAUAGCUCAGAGUCGCACACAGUGAAUGGUAUUGCACAGAGAACUAUAGAGGACGCACCAAUCAGCAAGGACAUCAAUAAGAAAGAAGAGAGGACUUUCCGUGAGUGUUGCUUGUCCAGGUUCUUUUUGUGGCACCUGGUCUGGUUGUCAGUGAUGCAGCUCAGACACUACCUCUUCAUCGGCACGCUCAACCCCAUGCUGCAGCGCCUGACAGCCGGGGAGCCUUCGCUUGUGAGCCAGUACAUCAAUGCAUUUGCUAUAACGCAGAUGUGUGGCGUCCUUUGUGCCCCCUGGAAUGGCCUCAUCAUGGACAGACACAAGGGCAAAGCUCCUGCUGCAGGAGAGACGGAGCAGGAGGCAGACCUGCGGGCUUCGGUACUUUCUCUCUUCCUGACAGCGCUGCAGUGUCUGCUGUUCUCCAUCUGCGCCUCCACCCCUUAUCUGCCAUUGCAGUACAUCACCUUUAUCCUGCAGGUGCUCAACCGCUCCUUCCUCUACGGUGGAAACGCAGCCUUCAUCAGUGUGGCUUUCCCAUCAUGCCACUUUGGGAAGCUGUAUGGUCUUGUCAUGGCUCUGUCUGCAGUGUUUUCUGUGCUGCAGUAUCCGUGCUUCGCUCUAGUCAAAGGAGCUCUGGGUGGAGACCCUUUAUAUGUCAACAUCGGCCUGACGCUGCUCAGCCUGCUCGCCUUCAUCCACCCUCUCUCCGUGUACCUGCACUGUCGCAGCCUGGCCUCACAGCGAGUCAAGACCAAGGUCAUCAAUUAAAGUGAGGCAGGUGACUAAUCACACCUAAAACUCACCUGUGACGCCGUUAUCUUCUCAUUCUCUUUGUUUGGUAGUGACUGAUGACUUUGUUGUGUCGCCUCAUGUCCACUCAGAAGGGGGCAUCUUGUGAAGUGAGCCAUUUGCAGCACAUUCACACUCUAGCAUUGGAAUCAGUAGAAAUUAUGUUCUUUGGUGCUGCCGUUGACUUUUCCUAACUUUAAAAUAGUGCUUUAUAUGAAAUCUGGCAAUUGACAUUGUUUACAGUUAGAUUCACCUGCUCUGACUCUAUUUCCAUGACUGUUAGAAAUGUAAUGUGCUACUUUACUGCAGUAUUAUGAUUUCACCUAUAUAUUUUUGUUGUAGUGUUCUGUAUGUUAUUAGCCAAGUAUAUCAUUUUUAUUUUGUCGUCAGAGUGCCAAGAGAUGAUGCACUUUAUUGUGAAGGCAUGUUCAUAGUGUGAAGCAAAUGUUUUUGUGUGAAGUUAGAAUCCAAAGUGUAAAUCCAGGCCUCCUGUGGGUUGAUGUGGGCUGAAACUUACAAGUUAAAAAAUGUAACUGAGUAAUACUGAGUCACAAAAUCCUGUAAGAGCUGAGAUCAUCUUUAAGAGAUUUUAGCAUCUGAUAGUCAACCUAAAAUCUAGAAGAAUCUCAGUGUUCUUUUUUGCUGUUUUGCAGAGAGGAUCAAUGAUAUUUGUCACUUUUUAAAAAAAAAUCUGCCAUGCAAUCAAGAUUUUUUAUGCAUCUUAUUUUUUGAUUAUUAACAAAAUGACAUUUAAUAAGCAGUAUAUUUAAGUGACACAUCUUGCAAAUAGCAGAUAAUAGCAGCUUUGCAUAACUUAAGUGAAUAAACACAUUACAUUGUGCUGUUGAACCUGAGCCAGAACUGUGGGGGGAAUAUUUUAAUUUUCUGCAAGACACCAUUUUUAAAAGCUGUAGAAUUAAGAUUAUAUUCAGUUUUAUAUAAACCUUUCUAUAUUUUUUCCCAUACAUUGCACAAAGAUGAGUUUAUUGAGCCUAGAAUUAAAACAAAAGUUAAUUUUUUUUCAUGCCCAUUAAGAAAUAUCAGAAUGUAAAUGUUCACAAAUAUGUGAUAAUAAUGUGAAACCUGUUGUGUAAAAUAUGUACAAAUUCAGGCACUUAAAAACAUGUUUCUCAACACAUACAUAAAAAGCUUUUAGUCACAUGUAAAGAUUUUUU